Molecule: messenger RNA, 1126 nt
Organism: Microtus ochrogaster (prairie vole)
Lineage: Eukaryota; Metazoa; Chordata; Mammalia; Rodentia; Cricetidae
Gene: Chac2
Product: ChaC glutathione specific gamma-glutamylcyclotransferase 2
Biological process (GO): glutathione catabolic process
Cellular component (GO): cytoplasm
Molecular function (GO): glutathione specific gamma-glutamylcyclotransferase activity
Source: RefSeq, a predicted model, not a curated record
CUGAAAAGGAUCCGGGAGACCGCAACCCCAGUGUGCUUUGCGCCUCAUUCUUGGCCAGCGCGCCUGCGCUGCCUUGAGCAGCCAGUUACUUGCGUCAGCAGCAGUCCUGCUCUCAAGCCGUGGUAGCAGCCAGGGUUCAGAAAAAUGUGGGUGUUUGGUUACGGGUCCCUCAUCUGGAAGGUGGACUUCCCCUACCAGGACAAGUUGGUUGGUUACAUCACAAACUACAGCCGGCGCUUCUGGCAAGGCAGCACUGACCACCGCGGGGUUCCCGGCAAGCCUGGAAGAGUUGUGACUCUUGUUGAAGAUCCUGGGGGCAGUGUAUGGGGUGUUGCUUACAAACUACCAGUAGGAAAAGAAGAGGAAGUAAAAACAUACCUUGACUUCAGAGAGAAAGGAGGCUACAGAACUACAACAGUCAUUUUUUAUCCAAAAGAUCCUACAAGAAAACCAUUCAGUGUUUUGCUCUACAUUGGAACGUGUGACAAUCCUAACUACCUUGGUCCUGCGCCUCUGGAAGACAUAGCUGAACAAAUUUUUAAUGCAGCUGGUCCAAGUGGAAGAAAUACAGAAUAUCUUUUUGAACUUGCCAAUUCCAUUAGGAGACUUGUGCCGGAAGACGCAGACGAGCAUCUCUUCUCCCUGGAGAGAUUAGUAAAGGAGCGUCUAGAGGGCAAAUAGACCUCAGUAGCACAGCCACCAGCUCCUCCACCAGGCAGGGCUGCUAGCCCUCAGAAAAUAACUUCAGUCCAAGAGAGCAGUAGGAUUUGGACAUUUUUACUUGAAGACCUUAGUAUUCACUGUUAUAAUCAGAGUAUCAUCUAAAUUUACUGUUUAUUUACAAGAGUCCUAAAACAUGUUCAGAAGAUUUGCAUACAGAGGAAGAAGGAGUUGAAGUUAUACAAGUGAUUUUCUAACUAGAUAUGGACAUUUGUUCAUUAGACAUACAGGUUUCAGGUCACUUCCUGCUUUUAUCAGAGUAACCAUGGUUUAUAGUUUAUAUGCUUAAAAUAACGUUAUUAGAAAUAUAUGGUAAUAGAUAAGGUUCCUUGUUAUUUCAGAUUAAAUAAAAGUCAAAUUUAGGCCAAAAGAAAUUGGGUUUGUUAACAUAAAACUUUCCUUGGAA